AUGGCUAUUCCUUCAACCCCCUUCAUUCUCUUGCCUCUCUUUUUCUUCUUCUUCUUCUCGGUUUCCUCAACUACCUUCAACGUCGUCGAUUUUGGAGCCAAACCCGACUCCAAAACCGACAUGUCGAAGGCAUUUGAGGCAGCUUGGACUAGUGCCUGCCGUUCUUCGGCUGCGGUCACAAUUUAUGUUCCCAAGGGAAGAUUUUAUCUCUCAACUACAACUUUCAAUGGCCCUUGUAGUAAUAAUGAAAUCACCAUGCACGUCGAUGGCACGCUCGUCGCUCCCUCCGACUAUGGCGUCGAAAAUUGGAUCACUUUUAGACAUGUUGAUGGAGUUAGUGUCUUUGGUGGCGUUCUUGAUGGUCAAGGAGCUGGAUUAUGGGAUUGCAAAAAUUCACACAAGAGUUGUCCCCUUGGAGCCACGUCAUUGGAAUUUUCGAAUUCAAAAAACAUAAUUGUGAGUGGGUUGACCUCGCUCAAUAGUCAAAUGUUUCACAUCGUAGUCAAUGGAUGUCAAAAUGUAAAAAUGCAAGGAAUCAAGAUUUCAGCCGCUGGCAAUAGUCCGAACACUGAUGGCAUUCACGUAGCGCUAUCUUCACAAGUCACCAUAAUCACAUCUAGCAUUAGCACUGGCGAUGACUGUAUUUCAAUAGGUCCUGGCACGUCCAAUUUGUGGAUUGAGAAUGUUGCUUGUGGACCUGGACAUGGAAUUAGCAUUGGGAGUUUAGGAAAAGACGUGGAAGAGGAUGGCGUUCAGAACGUGACAGUGAAAACAGCUACGUUCACCAAUACUCAAAAUGGUGUGAGAAUAAAAACAUGGGGAAAGCCAAGCAAAGGGUUUGCAAGAAACAUUCUUUUUCAAGAUAUUAUAAUGAAUAACGUUCAAAAUCCUAUCAUCAUCGACCAAAAUUACUGCCCCAACAACAAAGGUUGUCCAGGACAGGUUUCUGGAGUCGAAAUUAGCAAUGUGAGUUAUCAAAACAUCCACGGAACAUCAGCCACUCAAGUUGCGAUGAAAUUCGAUUGUAGCUCAAAGUUUCCAUGCAGAGGGAUAACGCUCGAGAAUGUGAAGCUGAGUUACAAGAAUGACGUAGCUGAAGCUUCUUGUAGCAAUGCUGAUGGAACUGCUGCUGGCUUAGUUCAGCCAUCAAGUUGUUUGUAG
Molecule: messenger RNA, 1161 nt
Organism: Cucurbita pepo subsp. pepo (vegetable marrow)
Lineage: Eukaryota; Viridiplantae; Streptophyta; Magnoliopsida; Cucurbitales; Cucurbitaceae
Product: polygalacturonase-like
Biological process (GO): carbohydrate metabolic process
Molecular function (GO): polygalacturonase activity
Source: RefSeq, a predicted model, not a curated record